Silurus meridionalis is the source of this 3063-nucleotide messenger RNA. RefSeq names its product GNAS complex locus (gene gnas). Gene Ontology annotation, biological process: adenylate cyclase-activating dopamine receptor signaling pathway; sensory perception of chemical stimulus. Gene Ontology annotation, cellular component: heterotrimeric G-protein complex. Lineage: Eukaryota; Metazoa; Chordata; Actinopteri; Siluriformes; Siluridae. The coding region runs from base 501 to 1754 and encodes 417 amino acids. The transcript is spliced from 11 exons. Gene Ontology annotation, molecular function: insulin-like growth factor receptor binding; corticotropin-releasing hormone receptor 1 binding; ionotropic glutamate receptor binding. The record is from RefSeq and is a predicted model, not a curated record.
CGAAUUUCUGGAACAGCAACACAAAAGACCUUCGUGUUACGCCGUGGAGGCGAACAAACACACACAUCCAACGUUAAGAAUAUUUGAUUAAAAAAAAAAAAACAAACAAAAAAAACCUCUCGCUCGGAUAUUACUGCACCAAAUAGCUGUGGAUGACUCGGCCUUGUGUGUAGGCCGGCCUUGGUGUUUUCACCACCAUCACAACCUCUCCGUUGCUUGCCUAAAGCUACCACUGAGCAGAAACCCAAAGGCAGAUCUUUCAUAUUGCUCCCUUCAUCCCUUUAAACGAUUCCCCCCCCCCCACACCCAUCCCAUCUCUACCCGAGCGCUCUUCUUCCAGGGAGUGUGCAAAUGCACAUAGCAAUGUCAGUAUUCCCAAUCCUUGGGAAUUAAACACGUGCCAAUCAAGGGAUUUUUGUGCCAUUUAAUUAUACUGCACAUUUACCUUCCCUCCCCAGUCCUCAAAACAUUUUCUUUUCUUUCAUUGGGACGUUGGGAAGAUGGGUUGUUUGGGCAACAGUAAAACAGAAGACCAGCGUAAUGAGGAGAAGGCCCAGAGAGAAGCAAACAAAAAGAUAGAGAAACAGUUACAGAAAGACAAACAGAUAUACAGAGCGACCCAUCGGCUACUACUGUUAGGAGCUGGAGAAUCGGGCAAAAGUACUAUAGUCAAACAGAUGCGCAUUUUGCACGUCAAUGGCUUCAAUGCUGAAGAGAAAAAACAGAAAAUUCAGGACAUUAAGAACAAUAUAAAAGAAGCUAUAGAGACUAUUGUGACUGCAAUGAACAAUUUGGUACCUCCAGUUCAGUUAGCCUGUCCUGCAAACCAGUUUCGAAUCGAGUACAUCCUCAAUUUAACCAAUCAAAAAGACUUUGAAUUCACUUCGGAAUUUUAUGAACACACGAAGACCCUGUGGCAUGAUGAGGGAGUAAGGGCCUGCUUUGAGAGAUCCAAUGAGUACCAGCUGAUUGACUGUGCUCAGUAUUUCCUGGAUAAGAUUGACACUAUAAAGCAAAGUGACUAUACACCUACUGAUCAGGACUUGUUGAGAUGCAGAGUACUGACCUCAGGGAUCUUUGAGACAAGGUUCCAGGUGGACAAAGUUAAUUUUCACAUGUUUGACGUGGGUGGUCAAAGAGAUGAACGAAGGAAAUGGAUCCAGUGUUUUAAUGAUGUGACUGCCAUUAUAUUUGUGGUGGCCAGCAGCAGCUACAAUAUGGUAAUCAGAGAAGACAAUCAAACCAACCGUCUCCAGGAGGCUUUGAACCUAUUUAAGAAUAUAUGGAACAAUAGAUGGCUUCGAACCAUUUCUGUUAUUCUUUUCCUAAAUAAGCAAGACCUGCUAGCUGAGAAGGUUUUGGCAGGAAAAUCGAAAAUAGAGGAGUAUUUCCCUGAGUUUUCACGCUACACUACACCAGAUGAUGGUGAGUGUAACAUUUGCCAGUCUCUCAUUCCUUCUCUUUUUUUCAUCCCAUCUUCCAGAAUUGAAGAUAUAAAGUACCCAAAUGCAUUUCCUGCUAAUUGUUUUCUAUCUCCAGCUACACCUGAAGUGGGGGAGGAUCCACGAGUUACAAGAGCAAAAUAUUUCAUCCGGGAUGAGUUCCUGAGGAUCAGUACAGCAAGUGGAGAUGGUCGCCACUACUGCUAUCCACACUUCACUUGUGCUGUGGACACCGAAAACAUCCGCAGGGUGUUCAAUGACUGCCGUGACAUCAUCCAGCGCAUGCAUCUCCGGCAAUAUGAGCUCUUGUGAUUACCAAGGCAUCGCUGGAACCCAGUCUAGAACUUUCUACAGGCUUCCUGUCCUAUUCAUGCCCCAAAAUUGCAACCAUGAAACUUAUUAUUUAUGAGUUUCCAGGACACACAGCAACAUAUAAGAGACACACAAACACAGGCUUUCUCCAUCCUGAGAUAGCUGAGGGGCAAGACGUAUACUGUAUCGUUAAUGAACAAGAGUGACUGUGCAAUUCAGUAAAAGGACAAUAUAGCCAAUGACCACCAAUGUUAAAAGAGAAGGAGGAAGAACACACAUAUACAUGCUGAGACAGAAAAAAAUUAAAUAAAAUAUUAGUUUGACCCGGACUGCCAAAUAUCUACACACUUGUUGAGGUUCUGCUCAGGAUGAGGAAGAUAUUUGUAUGGCAUUCACAGACACGUGUACAAUUCUGCUCCACAACCUCUGUCCUAUGUAUGUUAAACAUUAGCCAUGUGUUUCUAAUGAUAUAUUUACCACACGCACACACAUGCACACCACUAUUGUGAAACUACACUCUUUGCCCAAGUGAGCUUCUUGUCUCCCAUCCAGUGGACUAACCCAUGGAGAAGAGAAAACGAUGGAUUGAUGCAAAGACCUGGUAAAAGAAUGUAGACCUUUAUGGUUUGCUUGAAAGAAUAAAAAGGGGGUAGAAUUAUGGAGUAUUUUCAGCCCCGGGUUGCUGUGCUUGCAGAGCGGAGAAUGACUCAAACACAAGACCCAUCACAUGAUUUUUUUUUUUUUUCCUCUCCAAAUGCAACAAGGAGAAGUAGUGAGAACAUACAAUGCAUAGAUUCAUGCAGAACAGCCAAUUACAUUGCAAAAAAAAAAAAUUUGAAAUGUCCAUACACAGAUAUAUAAUCUGUGUUUUUCUGUAACAGCACGUCAGCUCUUCUGUUUCAUAGUUUCAUUCGUUGAGUGUUAUGCACAGUGUGUGCAAAUAAUGCCUUUAUUCACAGUUUUAACCUUUCAUUUUCCAAAAAAAUCCUAACUAUACAUUCUCUCCUACUCUCACUUCAGUCUGUUCUUCUGUAUCUUCUACCCUUUCACUUCUCAUGCUCCCUGCUACAGUCAUCUUGUACUCUAAAAUGUGUGGACUGAGAGUAGAAAAAAAGUCAUUAUGGAAAAGGGGUACAAAUUUCAAGCAACUUUUGGCUCCUAUUUUUACUCUCUCUUUUCCCCUUUAAUCCCUUCGGCUUGGCUUUUUGUCUUUAUCAUUAUUUCUCUGCUGGAACAUUAUUCUUGUACAGACUGUAAAAUGUAAUAUUUUGUACAACUUUAUUGAAGAAAAAAGUAAUUGUAGAAGCUC